UAAUUGCCAUAGCAACGGGUCGCGCGUCCCGGAAGUGUCGGCUGAGGCCGGGCAGUGUGUGGCGGGCGCUUGCGGCGUCCAGGGGGCGUGAUGCUGGGCCAGUGGAGCCGGCGCCCCCGGGAGGUGACGGGCCCCACCCCGCACUCGGUGGCGCUGAGGGCCAAGUUUCCUAAACCUGAUAAAGCUCAGUGUGCCAUCUUGCAAUGCAGACGUAAAGAAAAAGAACGUCUUGAAUACGUGGCUAUUACAAAGGUUCACAACAGAGGUCUCCAGAUUGGUCAGUGGGAGAAUAACAAUGAACACAGAAGGCUUCACAGUAUUGUACAGCAGAAGGUCAAUCAGACAAUGCAGGAGUACCUAGCAGGAACUGAGGACAGAAGAGAGAGGCUUCGGGCACUUCUGGAAGCAGAAGAAAAGAGCUAUUUCACCGAGAUGGAGUCAAUGGAAGAAACCACACUGGAAAGAGAAGCAAAAAUGAGAGAGCGAGCAAAAAUGCUGAGAGAGAAGAGAGAGGAAGAAAGACAAAAAUUGGUUGCACUAAAGCGAGAGCAACAGUUCAGAGAACAGUGUGCAGAGGUUCGUUUACAGUGGAGUCAGAGACAUCAGGAGGAGGUGUGUUCAGACAGACUGGCCCAACUGGCCCUUAAAGAAGAAUUGAAGAAGCAAGAGGAGAGGGAGGAACAGAUAUUUGCAGAGCUUUGGGAACAGGACCGAUUGGCCAAGGAAAAACGAGGCAUAGAGGACUUUCAGAGAAAAUCUGAACAGAAUCAGGAAAUGGUGAAUGUGCUGAAUGCCCAGAUAGCUGCACUGGAUGCUCAAAAAGAGGAGGCAAAGCGACUGAAAGAAGAAGAGGCUCAAUUAUUGGAAGAGGAAAAAAAGCUGUUAAAACUAGAAGAUGAGCGAGUUCAGAUGGAGAAAUUGCAGAAACAGAAGAAACACAGGGACAUAUUGGUCAACUCUGCUCAGGCAAAGAUGAAGCGUCUUAAUCGGGAAAAACAAGAGGAACUUGCUCUAGACAUGAAGAUCUUAGAACGACUUUUGCAUGAAUCCCAGGAAGACACAGAAGGGAAAAAGCAAAGAAAACAAGAACUGUUCAAGGAGCAGCAGAUGUAUCGGGAAUACCUGGCUCAACAACUGGAAGAGGAGAAGCGCAGAGAGAAAGAAAUGGACAAGUUGUUGGAGGAAGAAAUGGAGAAGUCUUGGGCCAAAAAGGCUGAGCAAAUGAGACUAGAAAAGGAAGCUAGGAAACGGCUGAUGAAAGACGUCCUGGAUACAAGACGACUGCAGAUUGAGGAGAAGUUGGAGAGAAAUGCAAAGCAGCAGGAAGAACUUGUUCAGGACAAGGAAUUAUUAGCUGAAGCCAUUAAGGAGCUCGAUUGUAUAGAAGAAGAAAAAUAUUUAAGACGAAUGAAGGAGGCAAAGGAAUAUCGGGAGCAGCUGCAGGCUCAGAUUACCCAUCAGCAGCAGGUCCAUAUUGCUGAGGAAGAAGAAAAGCAGCGAGAAUAUGAAUCAGGGCUAGCAGCAGAGAGGCUUUACCAGGCAAAGAUGAAAGACAUUCUGUCAAGACCUUACAUGAAAUUAACAGAAAUCCAUCCCUUGAGAAGAAAACUAAUGUCUAAUCCACAAGUAUAGUAUUUACUUGUCCUAUUGUGAUGCAUACAGCACACUUCAGCUCCCUUUAGACUUCAGUGUAUAUGAUUUUUUUAUUUUUCAUACUAAUUAAUAUAUUUUCUUCGACUUUUCCUCUUGUUGUAUGCAAAUCAUUUUAACGAACUUGUAUAUGAAUAAAACACCUUUUCAAAGGGUUA
Messenger RNA from Pelodiscus sinensis (Chinese soft-shelled turtle), 1808 nucleotides. RefSeq names its product cilia and flagella associated protein 53 (gene CFAP53). The record is from RefSeq and is a predicted model, not a curated record. Lineage: Eukaryota; Metazoa; Chordata; Testudines; Trionychidae.